UCCGACCUCAGCAUCCUUCCGCCUGCCGUUUCACCGCAUUACCAUCAUCAAAAACUGGGGCCAAACUAAUCCCACCACACACCUCCUGGCUGUCGGUUUUGCUGGCGACGUGCACGAUGCCCAGUGUCACGGUGAAAGACGUCAACCAGCAGGAGUUUGUCAGAGCCUUGUCGGCUUUCCUCAAGAAGUCUGGCAAGCUGAAAGUGCCAGAAUGGGUGGACACUGUGAAGUUGGCCAAGCACAAGGAGCUGGCCCCCUGCGAUGACAACUGGUUUUACACCAGAGUAGCAUCCACGGCCCGUCACCUGUACCUGCGAGGAGGAGUGGGCGUGGGCUCCAUGAUCAAGAUCUACGGAGGGCGUCAGAGGAACGGCGUGUGCCCCGCCCACUUCAGCGUGGGAUCCAGGAACGUGGCACGCAAGGUUCUCCAGGCUCUGGAGGGUCUCAAGAUGGUGGAGAAGGAUCCCAAUGGUGGGCGAAGACUUACCCCUCAGGGGCAAAGGGAUCUGGACAGGAUUGCUGGUCAGGUUGCUUCAGCAAACAAAAAACAGUGAAGUUUACAAGACGCCAUCUGAGGAAUGUGUGCAGAUAACCCAGUCAAGUGAAGUGCUGUUAGGCCUUUACUGCUCAUGCACUCCAGUUUGCCAGGCUCUGAUAUCACCACUCCCAGCCCCACCAGGCACUCCACAGAGAUUCAAGUCAACACUGAGUAUAAAUUCAGUAUCACUACAUAAUGUGUAGAUGUUUCGCCACAUUAUUAGGUUUGCUCUUUGUCUGAAAUUCAUUAUGACAGCAGUCGCCUUGCAACAACAACACACAAUUAUAACCUAGGCACACACACACACAAAAUACAGGUUACUAUCCAUGAGCAAGUUGCUGAGAUUAUUUUCUCAGCAAUUCUAGAAGUAAUAUAAAAAGGGAAAUGGAGGAGAAAAAUACAUUUUGCAUGAUAAAAUAUGCCAUUUUAUUCAUUUUAUUGUUCAGUAUCUUCCCUGAAAUCUUGGUCCACAUGUUAUUACAAACAAAUGUGUGUAUGAAUGCUACACAGUAAUAUAUUAGGAGUCCCAAAUCCAAAUAAAACAGUUGUGUGAUGUACAA
Messenger RNA from Myripristis murdjan (pinecone soldierfish), 1098 nucleotides. Its product is annotated as 40S ribosomal protein S19-like. The transcript is spliced from 6 exons. The record is from RefSeq and is a predicted model, not a curated record. Gene Ontology annotation, cellular component: cytosolic small ribosomal subunit; ribosome. Gene Ontology annotation, molecular function: structural constituent of ribosome; RNA binding. Bases 117 to 554 code for a protein of 145 amino acids. Lineage: Eukaryota; Metazoa; Chordata; Actinopteri; Holocentriformes; Holocentridae. Gene Ontology annotation, biological process: translation; ribosomal small subunit assembly.